Messenger RNA from Suillus discolor, 267 nucleotides. RefSeq lists its product as uncharacterized. The annotation marks the transcript as partial. The record is from RefSeq and is a predicted model, not a curated record. The transcript has a single exon. NCBI's taxonomy places the organism in Eukaryota, Fungi, Basidiomycota, Agaricomycetes, Boletales, Suillaceae.
AAGUUAGAGUAUCUCGUGCAUUGGAAGGGUUACCCUCGUGAAGAACGGGAGUGGUUGUCGGCCUCCGAACUUAGAAACACUCCUCAAGCCAUUGCCGAUUUUCACCACAAACAUCCUGCAGCACCACGUCCUAUGCCAACAAUGAGAUUGCGUUUCCAAGCGCUCGAGAACCUAACUGUACCAACACGAGUUCCACAUCAGCUGUUCAAUUGGGAGGAUGGAACAUUCGAACGGGACCUUCAUUGGUCGCGGGACGCGACCAUUUGA